Messenger RNA from Alternaria incomplexa, 867 nucleotides. RefSeq lists its product as uncharacterized. Gene Ontology annotation, cellular component: mitochondrion. The record is from RefSeq and is a predicted model, not a curated record. The transcript is spliced from 3 exons. Gene Ontology annotation, molecular function: 2,4-dienoyl-CoA reductase (NADPH) activity. The coding region runs from base 1 to 867 and encodes 288 amino acids. Lineage: Eukaryota; Fungi; Ascomycota; Dothideomycetes; Pleosporales; Pleosporaceae. Gene Ontology annotation, biological process: fatty acid beta-oxidation.
AUGACAUCCAUCGAUCAGCCGCUGAACGGCAAGAUACUCCUCAUUACAGGAGGUGCAUCUGGAAUCGGCCUUUGUGUAACAAAGCAAGCACACGAUCUCGGCGCACGCAUCCUUGUCGCAGACCUCAAAACAACACCCGACUUCGAUACCUUUGCUGCCAAGAAGUCGAACAUUCUCUACGUGCAAUCUGACGUGACGCGAUGGGCCGACUUUGACAAACUUUUCGACGCGUGCGAAAAGCAAUGGAACGACGUUCCCGAUGCAUACGCCAUCUGUGCGGGACUGUUCGACCCACCGUUUUCCAACUUCUGGCAAGACCCCGAAGACCAAGGGUAUAAGCAAGUGGAGGUCAACGUGAACCAUCCAAUCAAAUUAACGAGAUUGGCUAUCAGGAAGAGUCUGGGGAAGGGCAAAAGGGCUAGUGUUUGUAUCAUCGCGUCAGUAGCCGGCAUAUCAGGCAACCUAGCAGCUCCGCUCUACUGCGCAACGAAACACGCUGUCGUGGGCUUCGUAAAGUCUCUUGGGCCAUCUGAGCCACUCACAGGCGUCAAGAUUACCACUCUCUGUCCUGGCGCCGUGGCGACACCGUUAUUCGACGCCGCGAAACUCAAGCAAUACUCUGUGACCACGGAGAAGGCAUUGACACCAGAUGCAUGCGCGACUUCUUUGUUGGAUCUGCUACAGAAGAAAGAGUACCCAUGCGGCAGUGUACUGGAAAUUACUCUUGGUGGGACAAGGCUUAUCCCGGAGUGGGGUGUGGAGCCGCCGAAAGGUGUGGGCUCGGGACAAGACCUGGAUGAGCAGUUCAUGACGAACAUGCUCCAGCCUAUCAACGACAAGUUGAAUGCGGAGAAGGCGAAGGCAUGA